AUGGCGACCUCGCUCCCCCAAGAACCAAUCUGCCUCCUCCGGCGCAUCCAAGAACUCGCCUCCCUCUCCUCCGCUUCCUCCUCAUCAAACCCCUCGAAAAGGUCCUACCCGCCCAUCGCAAGCAUCCCGCGGACCUCCCCCGCCCGCCUCGCCGCAGCCUCCCCAGACGCACCGCGCGACGACGCCGCAACCCAGCCGACGACGAUCCUCUACCUCGCCUACGGCUCCAACCUCAGCGCAGAAACCUUCCUAGACGCCCGCGGCAUCCGCCCGCUCUCCCAGGUCAACGUCUCGGCCCCGGGCCUCACCCUCGUCUUCGACCUCCCCGGCCUCCCCUACACCGAACCCUGCUUCGCCAACUCGGCGCCCCGGAAAGUGCCCAAACUCCCGGACCCGACCGAUCCCCCCAAGUUCCCGCCGGUGCCUCCCCUGCCGCCUCCCGCCAGUCUCUCCGACAAGGCAAAGAUGACGCCGAGGCCGACGACGGCCACCACACCGGACCUGGGCUGGGACAAGGGUCUCUUUGGCGUCGUCUACGAAGUCACGCCAGAAGACUACGCCACCAUCCUCGCGACUGAGGGCGGCGGCUCCUCGUACAAGGACAUUUUUACCCCCUGCAUCCCGCUCCCGCCCCGCGUCUCCGUCCCCGAGAAGCCGCCCAUUGAGAUCCCGCGCCCGUUUCUCGCGCACACGCUCUACUCCCCCUCCAUCCCGCUCGCCGACCCCGAUACUUCCUCCUCCUCCUCCUCCUUCUCCUCCGUCUCUUCCUCCCUCCCAAUCUACAACAAUAACAACACCACCAACGACCACGACGACAACACCCCCAAAAAACCAAGCGACCCCCGCAAGAAAUGGUACUGGCGCCUCCUCCAACCGUCCCGCCGCCCAGACCCAGCCUACGCCCAGCCCUCCCCGCGCUACCUAAAGCUCAUCACCGACGGCGCGGCAGAACACGAGCUCCCCGACGACUACCAGUGCUGGCUCAAUUCCCUCCAACCCUACACGGCGACCUCGCGCCGCCAAAGGGUCGCGCAGUGGCUUUUGUGGACGCUCUUUAUCCCCGUCCUCCUGCUCUUUUUCGAAAUCAACAAAAAGUUGGCCAACAAGGAGGGCAAAGUCCCCGUGUGGCUCGGUGUCACGCUCGCCGUGGUGUUUAAUCUGCUCUGGAUGGCGUAUGAUUCGGUGCUGAGGCCCGUUUUCGGAGACGGGGAGAGGACGCAGGAGGAUGACGGUGAUGAGGACAAUAAUAAGAGGUUUUUCCGAGCGAGGUCGUGGAGGAGACGUUACGCUGCUGGUGUUGAUGAGGAAAAGAUGGGAUUGCUUGAGGAUAUGGACUGA
Molecule: messenger RNA, 1338 nt
Organism: Colletotrichum orchidophilum
Lineage: Eukaryota; Fungi; Ascomycota; Sordariomycetes; Glomerellales; Glomerellaceae
Product: gliotoxin biosynthesis protein GliK
Exons: 1
Coding region: 1-1338 (445 amino acids)
Molecular function (GO): gamma-glutamylcyclotransferase activity
Source: RefSeq, a predicted model, not a curated record